Molecule: messenger RNA, 1462 nt
Organism: Galdieria sulphuraria
Lineage: Eukaryota; Rhodophyta; Bangiophyceae; Galdieriales; Galdieriaceae
Product: adenylosuccinate synthase
Exons: 5
Coding region: 36-1313 (425 amino acids)
Biological process (GO): IMP metabolic process; 'de novo' AMP biosynthetic process
Cellular component (GO): cytoplasm
Molecular function (GO): adenylosuccinate synthase activity; GTP binding
Source: RefSeq, a predicted model, not a curated record
UUGUUGACGAUUUGGGAAAAGCUUUUCGUGUCUUGAUGAAAGAGGAAAGUCAAGUAACAGCUGUUUUGGGAGUUCAGUGGGGAGAUGAAGGAAAGGGAAAGCUUAUUGAUAUCUUAGCUAGCCGAUUCGAUAUCGUUGCACGCUGUCAAGGAGGAGCAAACGCUGGUCACACAAUCGUUGUAGAAGAUAAAAAAUAUUCCUUCCACUUGAUUCCGAGUGGAUUACUGUCUCCUGACGUGACUGCAGUGAUUGGAAACGGAGUGGUCCUUCACCUAGAAAGCUUUUUCAAUGAGAUAGAUGAUUUGAUGGCUAAAGGUAUCGAUGUUGAGGGUCGCAUAAAGAUAUCGGACAAGGCACACGUUCUAUUCGAUUAUCAUCAGUUAGUUGAUGGAUUCAGAGAAGAAGAGAGAGGUGGGAGCAAAAUUGGUACGACAAAGAAAGGAAUCGGGCCUUGUUAUAGUUCCAAGGCCAACCGUACUGGCAUUCGUAUAGCUGACUUAAGGAACUUUCAAACUUUCGCUGAUAAGUUUCGAAAGUCACUUGCUACCAAGUUUAAAAGGUUUCGAGUAUUCGAAUAUGAUCCGAAAAAGGAAAUUGAAAAAUAUUAUUAUUUGACUCGACGAGCGGAACCUUUCAUUAGAGAAACGGUGUCCUGGGUUCAUGAAAGAAUUAGUAAAGGUCGUUCAGUAUUGAUCGAAGGUGCUAAUGCUGCGAUGUUGGACAUUGAUUUUGGAACGUAUCCUUAUGUAACAUCCUCCAAUUGUACCAUUGGAGGAGCACUGACCGGUUUAGGGAUAUCACCUAGAAUGGUCGGAAAUGUUGUUGGUGUCUUCAAAGCAUACACAACUCGAGUAGGAGAGGGUCCAUUUCCUACAGAAUGCUCUGAUAAGAACGGCCACAUCAUGCAGCAAGUUGGAAAAGAGUUCGGCACAACAACUGGUAGACUUCGUCGAUGUGGUUGGUUGGAUGUUAUGGUUUUAAAGUAUUCUAUUCUUUUGAAUGGAUAUUCUAGUCUUUGUCUCACUAAGUUGGAUGUCUUAUCAGAAUUUCAAUCUAUAUUGGUUGGAGUAGGUUAUCGACAUCGAGGAAGACCAUUGCAUGGAUUUCCUUCAUCUUUGGAAGUGUUAUCCGAAGUCGAAGUUGAAUAUGAAACGUUCGUUGGUUGGCAGGGUGUUGAUCUACACCAAGUUACUAGUUUUGAACAAUUACCGGAAGCUGCAAAGACGUAUGUCAAUCGAAUAGAACAACUAGUCGGAGUUCCAAUUCGCUACAUUGGCGUCGGUCCUUCAAGAAAUUGUCUAAUAGAAAAAUAGACAUUGUGUGUAACCGUUCCAAUCCGUUCUUUGAUACUUUUUUGACGUUUUUUGAAUUUGGGUAUUGGCCCUUUCCUUAAAGUGAACUUUGACUCUAAUUCGACAAGACCAUUCGAUUCCUUCUCAUGCAUAAAGAAUUAGAACUCAAA